Sorex araneus (European shrew) is the source of this 848-nucleotide messenger RNA. Its product is annotated as membrane-spanning 4-domains subfamily A member 6A. Lineage: Eukaryota; Metazoa; Chordata; Mammalia; Eulipotyphla; Soricidae. The record is from RefSeq and is a predicted model, not a curated record. The transcript has 7 exons. Gene Ontology annotation, cellular component: trans-Golgi network; plasma membrane. Bases 80 to 802 code for a protein of 240 amino acids. Gene Ontology annotation, biological process: cell surface receptor signaling pathway.
UCCCAGAGUUAAACUCUCCCAGAAUUCUGAGAAUUCCGCUGGAACUUUACAGGCUGCCCACAGUGUUGCUAGCCUCAUCAUGACAUCACAACCCAUGACCCAUGAGAAUAUUGUGAUCAUCACACCAAAUGGCAUCAAUUUCCCCCAAACAGAGAAACCCGUGUCGACCAACCAGAAGCAGGACAAUCUGUGGAAAUAUCUAAAGUCAAAUAUCAGAUGUAUUGGGAGUAUCCAAAUCAUGUGUGGAGUGAUCGUGCUGAGUUUGGGGAUCAUUUUGGUGCAUGCUCUCUCCUCUUCAGAUUUUUCUGAAACAUUUUCCUCCCUGUGGAAGACUGCACACCCUUUCAUUGGAAGCUUGUGUCUUAUCAUCUCUGGACUACUGUCCAUCAUCACAGAGCGAAAAACAACUAAGAUUUUGGUUCAAUGCAGCCUGGCUACAAAUAUUAUGAGCUCUUUAUCUGCUCUAGUGAGUUUCAUUAUCCUCUCCAUCAACCUGGCUGCUUUGGGUCCUGUUACAUCGAAAUGCCUGAAUGAAACGAGUAAACCAGAAGAGAUCCAUCAUUACCACCAUGAAGAGACUGAUUACUGCACAAAGAGCAAAACUAUUCUGGAUGGAACUCUGUCUGUGAUGCUGAUUUGUAUUGUGCUGGAGUUCUACCUGGCUGCUCUCACUGCUAUGGUGUGGUGGAAACACGCUCAGUCUGUCUUUCCUGGGAGUGUGCAUUUCAUGCCUAAGGUUCCCAAGGAUACAUUUUCACCAAAGGCAAGAUCUUCAUCUACAUAUCAAGAACUCUUAAAUUAAGAAAUCAAGAAAAUUUACCCAGAAAUCUGGUCUUGCUACGAAAACC